AUGGAGUUACAUGUAAGUCACAAAGCUGAGUGUUAUGGUUCAAUAAGUUCAGGAAUUAUAGCUUUUGACCAGCCACGGAGUUCUGGAAUUAUACCUUUUGAGAAGCCACGAUUUGAUUAUGAUGUUCCAUAUAAAAUUAAGGAACCGUUGAAGUCUGCUCACUGGUUACAUCUUUUUGAGGGAGUUGAACAGUUGUUCCCGGGAGGUGUUCAACAAAUUCGUUGUGAUAUACAAAAGUAUCACGCAGCAUCCGGUUAUGAAUUCAAGAUUUACAGGAAUGAGAAGUUAAGGAUUGGUGCAUGUUGUGCUAAUAAGAAAGAGGAGAAAUGUAAUUGGCAUUUAUAUGUUGUGUCUGUUGAUGGUGUUGUAGGAAGUCCUUUUAUUAUCAAGGAACUAGAUAAUCAUCAUGCUUGUUUUAAGAGAGAAUACGACUUUGACAUUAGUCGUUAUUAUGCAUACUCAGGGAAAAAGCAUGCACUGAAUACCACAUGGGGAGAGAACGAGAAAUCUUUUAUGUUCUUGAACUGGUAUAAAAACAAGUUGAUUGAAACCAAUCAUGGUUCUCAUGUCGUUUUGGAAGUUGAAGAAGGGACUCAAAAAUUUCAGAGAAUGUUUAUCUGUUUUGAAGCUUGUAGUCGCAGAUUCAAUUUCUGUCGUCCUGUAUUAUUCGUUGAUGUGGACCACUUGAAAAGCAAAUACCUUGGUCAUAUGAUGGCAGCAAAAGGUCUAACCGGGAAUGACGAAAUCUACCCUCUUGCUUAUGUUGUGGUUUCAUCGGAGAAUGAACCGAAAUGGAAAUGGUUUUUGGAAAAUUUGAAGGAAGUCCUUUCUCCUUUGCGACUAAAGCUUACUUUUGUGAGUGAUCAAGGUAUUGGAUUGGUAACUCAAAUUCCUGUUGUAUUUCCUGAGGCUUUUCAUCCUUGGUGUUACUGGCACAUGGAAUGCAAUAUCAAUACAUUCUUAGCAAAGAAUUGCAAGGUUUAUAACAAAUAUGUAUUGGGACUGUUUAAGAAAUGUGCGUAUGCUUCUACUCAUAAAGAAUUUGCAGAGAAUUGGGAAAAGUUGAGGAAGGUUGAAAAUCAUAAGUUUCAAGGCUAUCUAAGCAGGGCUCCUGUUGAUAAGUGGGAGAGUUUUUUCUUCAAGGGUAGACGAUAUGGUAGGUUGUGUUCAAAUAUUGCUGAGAGUUUCAAUGGUUCGGUCGUUGAAGAGAGAGAGAAUCCUAUAGCCAUCAUGGUUGAUGAGAUCAGGGUGAAGCUUAUGGACCAAAUGUGUAAACGUCGCGAGGACUCUUCAAACUUGAUGAAUUGGCGUCAAACUCUAUGUCCAGAAUAUGAAGCUCUGCUCCACGACAACAAGAUGCAUGGCUAUCCUUACAAGUAUGUUGAACACUACUUUACAGUAAAGUUCUAUCGAGAAUCAUAUAAACAUGCAAUCAAUCCUGUUCCCACAGUUGAAAAGCCCGUGACAGUGUCUUCGAAAUCGAUGGUUUUUGGUCAGAAUAAUGGACCACGGCCAGCACGUCCAUCGAAGAAGAAGAGGAUUCCUAAUACAGCUUCAGUUCUCAAUAAAAAGAUGAGAACCUGUGGUUCCUGCAAGGUUUUGACCACCCACAAUAAACGGACAUGCCCUUCUCGUCAGAUUCCAUGA
Molecule: messenger RNA, 1647 nt
Organism: Papaver somniferum (opium poppy)
Lineage: Eukaryota; Viridiplantae; Streptophyta; Magnoliopsida; Ranunculales; Papaveraceae
Exons: 4
Coding region: 1-1647 (548 amino acids)
Source: RefSeq, a predicted model, not a curated record